Messenger RNA from Phytophthora nicotianae INRA-310, 1583 nucleotides. RefSeq lists its product as hypothetical. Bases 98 to 436 code for a protein of 112 amino acids. The transcript has 3 exons. The record is from RefSeq and is a predicted model, not a curated record. NCBI's taxonomy places the organism in Eukaryota, Oomycota, Peronosporomycetes, Peronosporales, Peronosporaceae.
ACGACACCACGUUCUCUUCAACUCAAAAGAAGCAACCGAAAAUGGGGCGCGUCUUCGAGGAGUAUGUAGACAGCUCGCGCGUGUUCCGCUGCGCCAAAUGCAACGCGCACCUUGCGCGCAACGAAGACAUCAUCUCCAAGGUGACACUCACUCUUUCCAUCUCGAUUCGCCGUCUUUAUCUUCAACUACUUGUCGUUAUCAGAAUUUCCAAGGCACCAGCGGCAAAGCCUACCUCUUUGACACGGCAGUCAACGUCUGCACCGGUCCGCCGGAGGAGCGGAUGCUCAUGACUGGACUGCACGUCGUACUGGACCUUUACUGCAACACGUGCUGGAGUCCCGUGGGCUGGAAAUACAAAGAAGCGCAUAACGCGUCGGAAAAGUACAAGGAAGGCAAAUUCAUUCUCGAGUUAGCCAAGACGGACCAGUUGCCCUGAGUACAGCGAGGCUUACAAAUCUGGGCCGGAGAGGGACGAAGAGAUAACUACAGCAACAGGUGGACGACACACAAGCACAGUGAACUCCACUCAUCACUCUCUCAACCACCACAAGUGACCGUGUAUGCGUAUAAACCAAGUGACGUUGUUGUGUAUCCACCCACCGCCUUGUUACAGGAACUCGCUCGUGUAUCGCUUGUGCUCCCAUUCGCGUAGAGGAUAAUACUGUGCCUGCACUUGGUUACCGCCGAAGAACCGGCCGUGUAGUGCCUGUUUGGCCUUGGCGGCUCCAGCUGCAUCGUCAAACAACACAAACACACGCACGUGGUCUGCUAACUCAUGGAUUUCCACCUUCUUGACGAUACCGAACUUGCCACACUCGCCACGCACCUCGUCCUCCAACUCGUCGUCCACUUCGCCGCGGUUCACGAGGUUCAUCAAGCAGAGGCAGCACUUCUCGUCGGUCUCGGUCGUGUCCCUCACCUUUUCAACGUCGUCCUCACCAAACGGCUUCUUCUCGGGCUCAGACACUCCGUUGGCCCCGUCAGCUGUUGCUCCUGAUCCAUCGCGCACUACUUUGUCCUGACUGGUGGCGAGGUUGAUGAGCAUUGCUGCUUCACUGGCUUUGCCAACCUUGAGCGGUUGUCCAGCCAACUCGAACCCGUUCAUGUGCUGGAUCGCGCUCAGUGCGCAACUCUCCUCCACAAAUUCCAUGAAGCCAUAACCACGGUGCUACAAUUAAAGAACACUCGUCAGCAAUGUCAGCAUUUUUCAUUUAAUAUGUUGCAAUGCAUACCACCCCAGAUUCCAGUGGAGAGACCGCCGCCAUGACACACGAGUGGAUAGCUCCAAAUGGAGAAAAAAUACUCUCUAAAUGCUGACUGUUGAGCUCCACGCGUACGUUCGCGAUGUAGAUGCACUUGGUCGGAACGCUGUACACAAAUCAAGAGCCUCGUCAGCUAAAAACCUCCCACCAAACAGAUAUACUGUCGUAACUCACUUUUUGAUCGCCUCUUGUCCAAUCGACAGCGAAUCGUUCGGGUUUGUGUUUCCGCGAUGCGGCCGACCAACCUGCAGUUAGUACAAUCAGCAAAUGGUUUCAUAAACAACCUUAAACCUGUUACCGGACGCACCCGGAUGGCUCGAU